AUGGCCAGUAAAAAAGAAAUUUUUGAAAAUAAUUCGAAACCAAAAGUGAACAAGUCAAAAAAGUGUUGUGAAUUUUUAAAUUACGUUGCAUCGUGCGAAAAACACAACGUUUUUUCGGUGAUAAUAGCCACAAUAGCAAUAGGGAUUAUUUUGUUUAUAAGUUUAGAUGAGUUUGAAAGUGAGAAACGAAAAGUUUUUGGGGUUUACACGUUAACCAACGACGAUGGAUUUUUACACAAUUUAUUUGAUGUUUUGGAGAAGGUGGGAUAUCAAAAAAAAGAUUUUGAAGAAUCGGAUAAUUGGGAUUUACUUUGGGCGCAUGCUUAUCCGUUUAGAAGUUUAUAUUCAAAGUUGAAUAAUUUAAAACCGCAUCAAAAAGUUAAUCAUUUUCCGGGGUGUGGGUACAUAACAAACAAAGUUGAUUUAGCAACAAGUGGAUUAAAAUAUAUUCCACCUGCGUUUAAACUUCCAGAACAUAAAGAGAAAUUACUAGAAUAUGUUCGAACUAAUCCGAAGAAACAAUUCGUUCAGAAAGAUAAUAAUCAUAGGAACAUUAUGAUAAGAAAUAUUUCCGAUAUUGAUUUAAACCAAAACGGAACGUUUAUACAAGAAUUUGUUGACAAACCACUAUUAGUCAGUGGUUAUAAAUUUGAUAUAGGUAUUUAUACAAUUAUAACAUCAGUGAACCCAUUGAGAGUGUACAUUUAUAAUGGUGACGCUUUAUUAAGAUUUUGUCCUGUUGAAUAUUACCCGUUUGACCCAAAAAAUAUCGAUAAGUACGUCGUUGGUGAUGAUUAUUUACCAACAUGGGAAGUUCCCGAUUUAAAAAGUUAUUAUAAAUCUUUAGGAUUUGGAAUGAAAGAGAGUUUGAACGCAUACUUGCGUUCAAAAGGAAAAAACCCCGAUGUUAUUUGGGAACAAAUAGAGGAUUCUUUAAGAAUUGUUAUUAUGAAUAAGGAACCAAAAAUUAUUGAAGCGAAAAUCAUCGAGAUAUACUACGUUUAA
Molecule: messenger RNA, 1005 nt
Organism: Onthophagus taurus
Lineage: Eukaryota; Metazoa; Arthropoda; Insecta; Coleoptera; Scarabaeidae
Source: RefSeq, a predicted model, not a curated record